CCCAAGAUGGCUCCUGUGAAUGUCUCGGUCCCAUAGUAGAUUGAGGAUGCAUCUAUCUGCCGUAAAAACAACUUUUCCUCGACCGCUGCGUCCUCUGGAUUUCAUCUCGUAUGGUGCGGAGGAGCCCAUGACUUCCGUCUAGGCACCGAACAGCCGUCGGAGCGUCGCGAAACCUUCUUCAAUCCACCAAUUUGGAGUAGUUUCGCGAAGUAGCUCUCCUCGCUGUCGCUGUGUGUCCGGAGCGAGGUUCAGGCACGGCAGCUCAUCCAAAUGGCCGAACCGAGAAAAGUGCAAUUUGUCACCCUGUCGGCCUUCGCAGCCGGAGCAGCCGCGGAGUCCAGGAAACGCCGGCUAGAGGAUGAGGCCGACUUCAGCUUCGGUAGAGCCGGGGAGGUCGAGGCAGCGACCGGGGCAGGAGGUGGUGCUGCCAGUAACGGUCGUCUCGGCAAAACCGACGACGGGGACAGGGCAGUAACCGAGAAGAGGGCGACGAUGCGGCUCAACCUGCCUCUGUCCGAGCCUGACGAUCGCGCCUCCGCCGAGUUUAACUACGGCGAACUCAUCCAGAGCCUGCAGGCAAAGAGUAAACCUCCAAGCCUGACUUCAGCGCACAAUCCCAACGACCCCUUCAACGAUGACGAGAAAGAGCGACUCCAGAUUGAGGCACUGGCCAAAAAGUUUGAAAAUAAAUAUGGUAAUACAGUGAAGAAGAGGAAGGACAGAAUGCAAGAUUUGAUAGAUAUAGGCUUUGGUUACGACGAGACAGACCCAUUUAUUGACAACUCAGAAGCUUAUGAUGAGCUGGUGCCUGCCUCUCUGACCACAAAGCUGGGGGGGUUUUACAUCAACACCGGCACACUUCAGUUCAGAGCGACCUCUGACUCAGAGGGAGAGGACGACAAGGGGGCACCAAGAUGCUACUCACCAUCUGGGAUCUAUGUUACCCAAAGCAGCAAGACGAAGCCGAAUGACGACAGGGAGCACAUAAUAAAAAAGAGGAAAAAGAAAGAAGUGAACAAUCUGGAAGAGAAGAACCUGAAAAAGAACAGAGUACCUAAACAAGGAGUGACAUCUCUCAACCUCCAUCGGCCGGAGAAGAAGAAGAGGAAGAAGCUAAUGAAGGACUCGCUGUACCUGGCUGCCAUGCUCCGGCGCUUCACCCGAGAGAAAGAGGAAAUGAAGAAGAGAAACCCCAACAUCGCACACCCUGCCCUGGCAGGAGGCUCGGCUAACAAGCCACACUCUGCCAACUGUACAAACCACCUGUUGGCCUCUAACUCCACCCAACCGCAGGGCAAUGCAGCUAGCAAUGACCUCUCACUGGCAGAUCUCACAUCGGACCCUGCUGUGAUGUCACUGCUGGGCUCGGCCAAUGAGAAGGAACUGCAGGAUCUCCUAGGAGACUUGGACUUUAGCUUGUCUGACACUGACCAACAGCAUGCCAUUGUGACUGCCAGAGAGAAUGGCAUUCUGGGAGUUGGUGUUCCGGGCAGUAAAGCAGCAGUCGCAGCCGCAGCAGCUGUAGGAGGAGGAGGUGUUCAAGGGCGAGGCCUAGGGUCUUCCAGUGGGCUUUUUUCUCCUCCUCCGCUGCCUGCUGGACUACCUGCUCCUCUUAUAAAACGCAUCGAGGACCUGCGGGCGGCCUCGCGGCAGUUUGAUCAGGAGGGCAGGAAGAAAUUUUUCACCCUGGACAUGAAUAACAUUCUCUUGGAUAUUGAGCUGCAGGUCCAGGAGCAGCCUCCUGAGGCACGUUCAGAGAUCUACUCGCACAUGGAGGCUUUUGUGCCGUGCAACAAAGAAGCCCUCCUCAAACGAUUGAAGAAGCUUAGUCUCAACAUCCAGGAUGACAGAGUACGGACGCCACUGUUGAAGCUGAAGCUGGCCGUGUGCAGCAUAAUGCCAGAGCAGAUAGCACGGUAUAACAUGGACUGCAUGGCCAAGGUUGCCAAGCAGCACUCAGAGGAAGGAGAUAAGAAUGGCUCAGAGGAGGAGGAUGAGGAGAAACCUGGAAAAAGAGUGAUGGGCCCACGGAAGAAGUUUGUCUGGGAUGACAAGCUCAGGAGCCUGCUGUGCAGCUUGGUGCGAGUAAAGCUGAGCUGCUAUGACAUGGAGAACCAGGGCUCUCUGUCUGUUGAGGACUACCUCAAGGCCUUCUUAGAGAAUGAGGUCAAACCACUGUGGCCUAAGGGCUGGAUGCAGACCAGGAUUUUAUUUAAGGAGAGUCUCGCCGUUCACAGUCACCUCACUGGAAACCUAGUCAAGAGGAGAAUGGUGCCUGGGCCCAAGGCCAAAGCCAAGGACGGUCUUUGGAUCCACAAACCACCUCUCACCAUGACCUCCACUCCAUCUUUGCCCACAACCACAUCCACUGUUACCUCCAACCGCCAGCCUUCUUCCUCUUCACCCUCAGAGCCUAUCUGUCUGUCGGACUCUCUGGAUGAGGAUCUGACCGCACCGUCUCUGGACUCCAUUUCCCACGCUCUAGCUCUCCUCAGCAAUGCGACAAAAGGCCUUGGGCCCUCAGACAGCCCCUUGUCGCCUCCACCACUCCAAAUCCCCACCUCCUCUCCUCCUCCUGUCACCCCUCACUACCCCUCAGCGCCUCCGCUAUCUGUCUUGGUCACGUCCACAAUGCCACAUCAUUCCCUGUCAAAAGUGGAAACUGCUCCUCUGACAGCUCCAUCUGCUGCUCCAAAUUUGCCAACGACGAUAGCAAUGCUACCAACCUCCUCUGCUACCUCCUCGUCCUCGGCUGUUUCCUCAUUGGCUCGUAUGCAGGCAGGAGCUACCUCUAGAACUGCAGAUAGCUCCUAUGGCACGAUCAAAGGAUCUGCCAUUGUGAGCCAAACCCAGAACCAGAGACAUGUUACCUUGGCAUCAGUGAAUCACAGGUCAAGCUCCAUGAUGGGUGGGAGUAGUAAAAUGCAUCCGCACCCCUCCCCGUCACCUCCGAAGCAACGGCCUCCACCCACGGCUUCUCCUCUGCUGCCUCCCCAUCAGAAGAGCUUUGUCACUCCUGCAGGGAUACUGGGAAGUAUGGGAGCUCUUCAAGGACUGGCUAAGAGCGGUGCCAAAGCCAGUGGCAUCAGCAGCAAUGGCAGUGCUGUGAGCAGCAGCAUCACACCUUCAUCCUCCCCGUCAUCCCAGUCCCGCUCCAACUCGACCUCCCACCCAAGUCUGCAGUCCUUCUGCUCCCCCUCCCCAGCGUCGUCCUCAUCCACCUCCCACACGUCCCACUCCUCUCAAGGCAAAUCCCACACACACCAUCAUCACCAGCCCAACUUCAUCACACCCAUGCAGGCCACACUCACCAAGUCCUCCCAUAGCAGCAACUCCUCUCCCAUCAUCAAGCUCACCCCUCGGCCUCCUGCACCCACUCCGCCUCCCUCUUCCUCCUCUUCCCCCUCCCCAUCAUCCUCACCUUCACACCCACUGUCCCACCAGAUGAUCCCCAGUCAGCAACAGCAACAACACCAACACCAGUACUCCCUUAAAACCCCCAAAACCUUCAGGCCGCCCUUCAGUGUGUCAGGGAGCGGGCAUUUAAAGCAGACACAGGGCAGUAUGAGCUUUGCUGGAGGCCAAAAGCCUCAGUCCUCCACCAACAACAGUAGCAUCAACAUCUCCAACAACAACAAAGGAGUGGGGUCGGCUGUCUGCAGUCACCCAGACAAAACUACCCUGUCUUCUUCACCUUCGGUUUUAGCUGCUCAUGGGCAGAGGCAGAGGGUGGUGGGCGGAGCCAACCCAAGCUUAAAGCCAGGGAACGGCUGGGCGGCGUCAGGCACUUUGGCCACCUCCUCCACAACAUCACACCUCUCACAGGUUUCAACAGCAGGCUCUCCUCUCUUGGGCAGCCCCUCUACUCUGCCCCUGGGCUUUGGCAUGCUGGGAGGCCUCGUGCCAGUCUCUCUACCCUUCCAGUUCCCCUCUCUGCUCAAUUUCAGCCCUCCAGGAGCCCCAGGAGCCGCUGGCAUUGGCUCAGCCCCCAGCUCCAACUCAGGAUACCCCAUAGCACAGAGCGACCUAAUUGAGCUGUAUAAGAGUCUCCAGUCAGGGUCGCAGGCUGCCCUACCUCCUCACUUGCAGCUUGCUUUCUCAGAUGUGAACCAAAGCCAGAGUGGAGACACGAAGAGGAAACCCCACUGACCAGUAACACUGCAGUCCACCCACACCAGUGGGGGUGACAUCACCGCCUCCUCGGUACACCCACCAGUAGGAGUCUUCAUUUCGAUCGAGUGAUGUGAAGACGCCAAGGGGGGCGGGGCUCCACUGCCUCCUUUUUAAAAUGGACCUAAAGGAGAAUCAGUUCAUCAUUUGCUACAAGUGAUAAUGAUGAAUUCAUUUAAUUGUGUUUUCUAAUGAACCCGGGUAUGAGAACAAGAGACGGAGUGAAUGAUGAGAACCCUUGAGUUUUCGUUCAGCUUGUUUUUAUUUUGUCAACAUGUUUACAUACGACCGACCUUGACCACUGUGGAAUGAGUGUGAGCGAGUUGGUGGCGAUGGUACAGAUGAGAGUAGUCGUACACUACGUAAUAUAAUUUGUAUUUAAGCUUAUAUGGAAUAACAGGACUCUUGUUCUUGCAGUACAAAAAGAAAAAAACGGACUUAAGUAAUUAAUUUUAUUUUUCUGUCUUUUGUCUCAGAUGUGGGAAUUGUUGUGUCUGUAGAACUUUUGUUGGUCACCUCUGCUCCCACAAAUGACUGUUAAGUAGUAGCUUAAAUUAAUAUUGAUAAAUUAUUUGUAAUUUACACAGGGACAACAUGUUGUGUGUUUGUGUGAGCGUGUGUGUUUGAGUGAGAGCAAAGCAGUGAAGUUGAUCUGAAUGUGUGUAUGCACAUAAAAAAACAAAAAAAACA
Messenger RNA from Solea senegalensis (Senegalese sole), 4860 nucleotides. It is a transcript of the gene ubn2a, whose product is annotated as ubinuclein 2a. The record is from RefSeq and is a predicted model, not a curated record. The transcript is spliced from 18 exons. NCBI's taxonomy places the organism in Eukaryota, Metazoa, Chordata, Actinopteri, Pleuronectiformes, Soleidae. The coding region runs from base 271 to 4149 and encodes 1292 amino acids. Gene Ontology annotation, cellular component: nucleus.